AUUUAAAAGUAAAAAUUCAAACUGUUGUUUGUGCAUUUAAUUAUAACCUUUUAAAGAGUUCUUUUUAUUUAUUAAUUUUAUUUUAAAAUUAGUUUUUAAGUGGUUCAUAACAAUCAUGGGAUCAUUUUGAUAUGUUUUCCAAGUUUUUCCUUUCAAUGCAACUUUGAUUACAUUAACUGAAAGAUGGUGUUACUUGAUUACCUGAACGACAAGAAAAUGUUCUAUCCCUAAAUAGCCCAGAGGAGAGGGAUCAUCUCAUGAUCCUCACCUUGUGUGUCCACCAUGUAUCUAGUACAUUAAUACUAUAGAGUUUGUGAAGCCUGGGGUGGUCCUUGAGCCACUUCCUCACAAAUGACAUUCAACAUUUGACACCAUCUAUUUUUGAAAAAAAGAAUUUUGUAUUUUAAUUAUUGCUUUGUUUUUAAUCGUCCAUACAUUAUUCCUUAUGUAUUAUAAUGUGGUAUUGUACAGGAAAUAGUGGAACUAGUUAUGUUGAAGCUGGAAAAGAAUUAACAGAACAAACAAAAAAAAAGAGAAAUGCUUUAGCUAAAUGGCUUUAUCAGCAGACAAACAAGAAACAAAGAAUACAUUUCUAUAGUUCUAUGUUGUUUAUUGUUUUGCCUGCUGAAGUUGACUUUCAGCCAAAAAGUUAUCCUUUUAAUUUUAUUGUCCUGUUCUUUCUUUUGAAGCUUCAACAUACCCAGUUCCACAAUUACUUCCACACAGCUUCAACAUACCCAGUUCCACAAUUACUUCCACACAGCUUCAACAUACCCAGUUCCACAAUUACUUCCACACAGCUUCAACAUACCCAGUUCCACAAUUACUUCCACACAGCUUCAACAUACCCAGUUCCACAAUUACUUCCACACAGCUUCAACAUACCCAGUUCCACAA
Messenger RNA from Lymnaea stagnalis (great pond snail), 897 nucleotides. Lineage: Eukaryota; Metazoa; Mollusca; Gastropoda; Lymnaeidae. The record is from the annotation of a GenBank genome assembly.